AUGGAUGAGUCGUCAUUCGAGAAGAUAUCAAGAGCCGCUAAUGCAAAGAAAGCGUGGGAGAUUUUGCAAAAUUCAUUCAAAGGCGUGGACAAAGUAAAGAAGGUGCGGUUGCAAACUCUAAGAGGUGAGUUCGAAUCUCUCUCCAUGAAAGAGUCCGAAUUAAUAUCGGAUUAUUUUUCAAGAGUUUUAGUUGUUGUUAAUCAACUAAGAAGAAAUGGCGAGGUCAUGGGUGAUAGUCGUGUGAUUGAAAAAAUACUACGGUCACUUGUUCCUAAAUUCGACUAUAUCGUCGUUGCAAUCGAGGAGUCCAAAGACGUUGAAUCCAUGACCGUGGAUGAGCUCAUGGGAUCUCUUCAAGCCCAUGAAGAAAGAAUGAGAAAGAGAAAUAAAGAGGGAGCGGUAGAAGUUCUACAAGCUAAGCUUACUUUAAAAGACAAAGGAGAGAGCUCUAGUAAUAAUGCUAGAGGAAGAGGAUGUGGCUACUACGGCGGAAGAGAAAGAGGCAAGCAAAAUAACGAUGAUCAGAGAGGCCAGAGGUCAAGCUCCACAAGAGGUCGUGGUAGAGGAAAUAAUUCAUGGCGCAACAAUAAUAGGCCAAGGUAUGACAAAUCUCAAGUCGAAUGCUAUAAUUUUCAUAAGCUUGGUCAUUAUGCUUCGGACUGUCGAUCUUCUUCAAAUAAUGUCGAGGAGAGAGCAAACUACGCUAGUAAAGAAAAUCAAGAAGACCAGACCUUGUUGGUGGCAUGCAAAGGAGGUGACUAUGAUGAAAACUGUACAUGGGUGCUUGAUACGGGAGCAAGCAACCAUAUGUGCGGCACGAAGGAAAAAUUCGUGGAGCUUGAUGAAUCAGUUUCCGGCAAUGUGACGUUUGGAAAUGGAGCGAAAACUCCGGUGAGUGGUCUUGGCAAAAUUUUGAUUCGAUUAAAAAAUGGAAGCCAUCAAUUUAUUUCUAAUGUUAUUAUGUCCCUAACGUAA
Messenger RNA from Papaver somniferum (opium poppy), 975 nucleotides. RefSeq lists its product as uncharacterized. The record is from RefSeq and is a predicted model, not a curated record. Lineage: Eukaryota; Viridiplantae; Streptophyta; Magnoliopsida; Ranunculales; Papaveraceae. The transcript has a single exon. Bases 1 to 975 code for a protein of 324 amino acids. Gene Ontology annotation, molecular function: zinc ion binding; nucleic acid binding.